GUCCUGAGUGUAACUACUUUGGGAGGAUAAAGGCAACCAGAAAAAGACAAAAGAGCGAUGUAGACAGGUAAAAAGAGGGUAUUGGUUAGUACCUAGGUAGCGAACCAUGGAUGGCAAAUACCUCAUCAAUGUCCUCCAUCCGUACCCAGCGUAUACGGCACGACGCCGAGCAGACGAUGUCUUGUCGGACGUCUUCGACUACCGCAUCCCCUGUCCAUUCCCUCACGCCAUGGUCCACAUCGGGCGCUGGCGAGGCGCAUGGCGGAUUGAUGUUGUGCCGGUGGGGCAUAGGGGAACGAAUGACACAGCAUGGCGUUCAAAAGCCCUAAACUCCCUGCCAACGGCCCGGCUUACCUCACUCUGCUCCAAAGAGCUGGGGCAACGCCUGUCACGGAAAGCGCCAGAUCUCACCUUUAUUUCGACGUCCGUCAUGGUCACGACCACGAUUUCGCGUCGACAUAGAUCCUGGCCUGACUCGAAGCGCUGUCCGCUUCGCUUCUACAGGCCUACGCGAACAUGCCUCGGCAACGACCUGAUUUGCCCAGACAACGCCCAGUCGCCGAGUCCUAGUCAUCAUCGAAUGCGUCUUCGGUGUCCUAGAGAUCGCGAUGCCGAAGAAAAUGACAAGCCUCGCGUGCACACCCCUGCAUCGCUGCGCCUCGCAGGCCUAAUUCCCGUCGCGUCAUCGAUUCCAAGCUUCUGUGCGAAGCGCGAAGGCGAUCAUCCAAUGAGCUGGGAUCAGACGGGCCGACAUGGCUUUCUUCUACCACAGACGUCUAGAAGCAUUAUGAAGAAACCUAACAGAAGCGUGUUUAGUUCAUGUUUGCUCUUGGCGCACCAUUCGAGUCGGCGCUUGCACUUUUCGUACUCCAUAGUAACGAACAAGACCCUUCUUCGCCCUAUAUAUUGCGAGUGACUACCCAUAACACAUGGCAUACCCCGGAGUAUCGUCGGUAGCGAAUUACACAACCAACGACUACCCAGGUAGCGUUACAGGGUCUAACAUAGAAGCACAAACGUCUUUGUUCUACGGACUGAAGGAAUGAGGAUUCUACUUAUCCUUUGGAUAGUGAUAUCUGUUCUUGGUAGCUGGGUGACGCUCAACUAGCUCCGGAGUGCGUCCAAGGAUGGAUUUGUCCAGCAC
Alternaria alternata is the source of this 1144-nucleotide messenger RNA. RefSeq lists its product as hypothetical. Bases 107 to 916 code for a protein of 269 amino acids. The record is from RefSeq and is a predicted model, not a curated record. Lineage: Eukaryota; Fungi; Ascomycota; Dothideomycetes; Pleosporales; Pleosporaceae. The transcript has a single exon.